Molecule: messenger RNA, 3795 nt
Organism: Oncorhynchus kisutch (coho salmon)
Lineage: Eukaryota; Metazoa; Chordata; Actinopteri; Salmoniformes; Salmonidae
Product: ADP-ribosyl cyclase/cyclic ADP-ribose hydrolase 1
Exons: 9
Coding region: 2739-3617 (292 amino acids)
Biological process (GO): positive regulation of B cell proliferation
Cellular component (GO): plasma membrane
Molecular function (GO): NAD+ nucleosidase activity, cyclic ADP-ribose generating; phosphorus-oxygen lyase activity
Source: RefSeq, a predicted model, not a curated record
AAACUGAGGUAGCAGACUUUGUGAAAACUCAUUUCUGUGUCAUUCUCAAAACUUUUGGCCACGACUGUAUGAUUGAAACAGAGUACAAGGCUGGGAUGGGGAUUGAAACCAUAACUCGCAUACAAACAAGACAAUUAACACCAUCUCCUGGCCACUAAGUGAUACUGCACACACCGUAUGUUGAUUGGCAAUCCACCCCUUUUCCAGCCUUAAAAUAAAUAUAAGUAAAUUCAAAAAUCGUAUCUUUAUGUAUUCAUAUGAUAUGUGUGUGCUCGCCCCUGUCCCUGCAUAUGGUAAGUGUCCUUCCCCAGAGUCCUUUUCCUGCCCUCUGUGUGGAGACGGUUGUAAUGAGAGUCAUGCGGGCCAUCUGUCUGUGGCAAGAAAAGGCCUAGUUUAUUCCCUCAGACCAGCUCUAUGGGUUGAGAUAGGGCUGUGUCUGUCUUGGGAGCCCAGCCCCUCAGGUUUCUUAGUUGCCAAGGGAGGAGGGUAAUGUCCACUGCACAACCCCAGGACACUGCUACUGUGCAGGGAGGGAAAUGAACACCACUCCUACGGACAUCCAGAUGUUGUGGAGCUAAAUGUUCAUCAACUCAUCAAUGUUUGUGUCCCUUCUUAUGCAGUGGUAAGCACUUCUUGGUCUUUGGCUGGUUUUUAUGUAUUCGUUUUUGGACUGAGUGUUUCUAUUGAAUAUGUUUGACAUGAUUACUGAUUUAUUACCAUGUUAUUGUUUCCUGUUGAUUUAUUCUAAUCGUAGGUAAGGUAUUUGUGUUGAUUUGGUGAGUUUGAACUGUACUUUACUUCAUGAGUGAUAAGAAAAUGGAUGAUUGGCUUUUAACAAAAAAAUGACCAAAACAAAAAAAAAUCAUUAAUCAGUAAUGCCUGCCUUUAUUUUGAGUGUGUGUGCUUGAUGGACUGUUUACCCUUACAUCUACUGUAAACAUCUGAAAGACAACCACCUUUAUGACAGGACACAAAGACAGUGUGUGUGCUUGAUGGACUGUUUACCCUUACAUCUACUGUAAACAUCUGAAAGACAACCACCUUUAUGGCAGGACACAAAGACAGUGUGUGUGCUUGAUGGACUGUUUACCCUUACAUCUACUGUAAACAUCUGAAAGACAACCACCUUUAUGACAGGACACAAAGACAGUGUGUGUGCUUGAUGGACUGUUUACCCUUACAUCUACUGUAAACAUCUGAAAGACAACCACCUUUAUGACAGGACACAAAGACAGUGUGUGUGCUUGAUGGACUGUUUACCCUUACAUCUACUGUAAACAUCUGAAAGACAACCACCUUUAUGACAGGACACAAAGACAGUGUGUGUGCUUGAUGGACUGUUUACCCUUACAUCUACUGUAAACAUCUGAAAGACAACCACCUUUAUGACAGGACACAAAGACAGUGUGUGUGCUUGAUGGACUGUUUACCCUUACAUCUACUGUAAACAUCUGAAAGACAACCACCUUUAUGACAGGACACAAAGACAGUGUGUGUGCUUGAUGGACUGUUUACCCUUACAUCUACUGUAAACAUCUGAAAGACAACCACCUUUAUGACAGGACACAAAGACAGUGUGUGUGCUUGAUGGACUGUUUACCCUUACAUCUACUGUAAACAUCUGAAAGACAACCACCUUUAUGACAGGACACAAAGACAGUGUGUGUGCUUGAUGGACUGUUUACCCUUACAUCUACUGUAAACAUCUGAAAGACAACCACCUUUAUGGCAGGACACAAAGACAGUGGGAAGAGACAGCCACAUUCCCUUAGCUGAUUAGAUUUAACAGGCAACAAACCCAGUGUGUGUUCUCUUGAGAGUAGUGAGAGACGCAAGGAGCUCUGCCAGCCACUUGUAAACACUGUUACUCUACUAACCCAACUCAUAAACCCUAUCUCUAACUAAAGUCAUACCCUCCGACAUACCCUACCAACACCAACUCCUCACGAUUACACACACUGACCAGAAUCUUACACUACCUACCAAUUUUUUUUAACCUGACACUAUGUAUGGCCUGUUUGUAUGUCUUUCUGCAAACUUCUAGUGGUUGACCUCUCCCCCAUUGCACAAAUGUGCUUCCUAGUAGUAUAGCGUGAAAUUAUAAUUAGAGUCACAUUUGGGAUAACACAUGGGUUGUCUCUUCUUUUACCUCACACUUGAGGUCACCAAGCAUGCAAACACCAACACACAGAGAGAGAGAAAGAGAGAGCAUGAAAUUAUAAUAAGAGUCUCCCCUCUCUUGUACACUGCUGCUAUUCGCUGUUUGUUAGUUACCUAUGCAUAGUCAUAGUCUUCGCCCCCACCUACAUGUGCAGAUUACCUCAACUAGCCUGUACCCCUGCACACUGACUCGGUACCGGUGCCCCCUGUAUAUAGCCUCGUUAUUCUUAUUGUGUUACUUUUUAUUAUUACUUUUUAUUUUAGCCUACUUGGUAAAUAUUUUCUUCUUCUUGAACUGCACUCUUGGUUAAGGGCUUGUAAGUAAGCAUUUCAUGGUAAAGUCUACACUUGUUGUAUUCAGGGCAUGUCUCAAAUAAAGUUUGAUUUGAUUUGGUCUCUUCAUUGACUUCACACUCUUGAUGUCAAUUGAUGUCACCAAGCACGUGCACACACAUACACACACUUCGUUACUCUCACUCACUAUUUCUUUCUCUAUUGACAGUGACAGGGCCUAACUCUGAAAGUAAGAGGGGUCUGGGGCGUACCUUGGAGAGCUCCAUCCAUGAGCUCUGAACACCAUGACCUUUCAGAAGUCUUCGUCGACCUCUAGCAUAUUCCACAUGCUCAUAUUAUGGUUUGUCAUUGUCCUGUUUUGCACUGAUGGUUUGACAGCUGGAAUGGGGACGACACCUAACCUGAAACACAUUGUGAUUGGUCGAUGUUACAGCUACAUAACACUAGUUUGGCCUAAUUCCAGCUAUGACUGUGAGGAGAUCUGGAGGGAGUUUGAGGAGGCUGUAAUGAGGAAGUCUCGCUGUAAUGUGAAGGUUAAGGACUACAAAAGGAUGUUCCAUGCCACACCACAGACUCUGACAUGUGGUAAGUUGCUGUUCUGGAGUAAGACCAGGGAGCUGAUACACAGCUAUGCAGCUGUAACACGUCGUUUCUGGACCCUGGAGGACACGCUGGUGGGAUACAUGUUCAAUGACCUCAUCUGGUGCGGACAGGAAGAGAAAGACAGAGGCUUUGAUUUCAACUCUUGCCCAGACUGGUCAACGUGUGUUCACCAUCCUGUCUAUUCCUUGUGGAGACAAGCCUCACAAAACUUUGCUGCAGCGGCAUGUGGCAACAUCACAGUGCUGCUCAAUGGAUCCAUAGAGAAUGCUUUCAACAGGAAAAGCAUGUUUGGGGGUGUAGAGCUGGACAGCCUGAAUCCCAGAAUGGUGGAUCAUGUCAACAUCAAGGUGGUGGCCAACCUGGAGGGACCCUUCAUAGAAUCCUGCACUCAGGGUUCCAUUGUGGAUUUGAUCAAUGUCCUACAGACCAGAGGGUUCCGCUGGACCUGCACAGACAGUGACCUAACUCUGAUGAUCCUCCAGUGCAUCCAGAACCCUCAACAGUUCUCCUGCCUGCCCUGUGCUAACAGCCUACUGCACAGACAGAGGCCACAUCUAUAGAUGGGUUACAUCCACCCUAAAAAUAUUACCCCCAUAGUAGGCUGUCACUUUUCAGUGCAUUAUACUCUAUCCAAGUUGUCUUUAGAUAUACACACAUUUUGCUGUUUGUUUACUAUGUCUGUUGAUUUUAACUGAAAUAAAGACAGAUUCAUUAUAUUUAUGUGAUAAUGACAUUGUC